Oppiella nova is the source of this 346-nucleotide messenger RNA. Lineage: Eukaryota; Metazoa; Arthropoda; Arachnida; Sarcoptiformes; Oppiidae. The record is from the annotation of a GenBank genome assembly.
AAUUGAUGAAAACGUGUCCAUACUUUACAUAAACUGUUUCGGCUGUUCAUUUCUGGACAAAUGCAUUGUCGCCGAAAAGAGCGAAAUGAUUGGAGUAAUCAUAUACGACAACAACGACCACAACGAUGACCUGUACAUCGAGAUGGUGGCCGACACCUCUUCGCGCAACUGUUCCAUUCCGGCGGCCUUUCUCUUGGGAAAAGACGGACAUAUGAUUAGACGGGCAUUGGAUGCGUUGCGUCUGAAUCGAGCCGUCGUUAACAUUCCCAUUAAUAUCAGUCACUUGCCAUCGAAGAUACGACAGCCUCCUUGGGUUGUCUGGUAAUCAUCACUCAUCACAUCCAAG